This is a messenger RNA of Maylandia zebra (zebra mbuna), 2134 nucleotides long. Lineage: Eukaryota; Metazoa; Chordata; Actinopteri; Cichliformes; Cichlidae. The record is from RefSeq and is a predicted model, not a curated record.
UCUGAGGUGAACGUACCAGCUCUAAAUAGCUGCUGAUGUCCUUUAUCAGCAAAGGAAGUUUGACCAGGAAACUAAAACAGUUAAAGUGUCGCAGAAGAGAAGGAGAGGAUGUUAAAAUCACCGUUCUCUGUGUUUCUCUUCUGUUUGCUGGGACAUCUGGACUGUACAGUUUCCCAGCAUGCAUCUAGGGUGCAGGUGUAUGAGGGGGCGGAGUUUGUCCUGCUGCCCUGUCAGGUACCAGCUGAUGUUUCCAGUGACUCCACAGCUGUGGUGUGGAACCGUGAUGAGUUCACGAUCCCAAUGGUCCACAAGCGUGUGCAGAGCAGUGACGAUCUUACAAACCAAAACCUUCGUUACCUCGGUUGAACAUCAAUGAGAGCCACCGCUCUGCAGACUGGAGACCUCAGCCUCACUCUGAGGAACCCCACAGUCUCUGACAGUGGAACCUAUACCUGCACCGCCCGCAAGACUGGAGACAAUCUGAAGGAGAUCCAUGUGCAGCUGAAGGUCUCAGAACCUCCUCCCCGCUGGCCCAUAGUUGUGGCAUUCGUGGUUCCUGUGCUCCUCCUGGCUGUUAUCUUUGGUGCCCUCGUGUACCAUGCAAAUAAUAAAGUAAAGAACAGAGCAGUCUCCAUGCUGAAAGCAGAGAAGGUGACAGAGGGGGCGGAGUAUAUCAAACUGCUCUGGGAUAAGAGUGAAGUUCCGCCUGCUGCUGUCAGAGUGAAGUGGACACGUGAACAACCCGAACAUGGAGAGAUCUGUGAGUGUGUGAAGGAUCAGACGGGUCAGUGGAAGCUCGAGUCUGGUCCUGUUUAUAAAGGUCGUGUACAGAUGGAUCAGCUGACUGAAGGAGACUUCACCCUGACUCUGAUGAAGCCUCGCUGUGAUGAUGGAGGUGUUUACUUGUUUGUCGUCUACGGCCAGGAUGGAAAACCCAUUAAAAUGACAGUAGUGGUGCUGUGGGUCAAAGAGACCUGGUGGAAAAUCAUCACAGGCUUGUCUGAGAGGAGAACCCUCGACACUGAAGAAAAGUGCAGCAGUGAGACGCGAGAAACAUUCCAGGCAUAGCGGACAGCCCAGGCAGUGGUUGAGGUCAAAGGUCAAGCUGGUUGGGGCCCAUCAUGAGAUCAGACCUUGGAGCCACAGCAAGGACCAUUUCAACUGCCUGCAAAAUAGCGAGAGACCCUCCUGGAUUUAUCAGAGCCACUGCAAAGAGGUCGAGGUCCCAGGAAACCCCGGCACCCCCAAGACAGCACAAUAGAGAAAUCUCACACUUGGUUGUUUCAGUGGUGAGGGGGGAGUGCUGAUUGAGCCCCCGUAGGGUAAGCUCGCACUUCAACCUCCAGCCUCUGAUCAACUCUAGGGCAACCAAGUGCGAGGCGUGACGCACCUGUGUGCAACCAUGGGAAGGUGGACCCUCUUGGUUACCUUGACUACGACGCUCACCUUUACAGGACCCCAGCUGGUGCCGGAAUCAGCUGAACCAGGAGGAAGGCAGAGAGGAUGGACACAUGACAACUCUCACCUAAGAGACAUGAUGCAAGACCACAUCCCUCCAUGGAUGAAUAAUGCCUGGUACCGUUAUAUCCACGACAGAACAAAGGCAGAAUCGGCAAAUACAGACUAUUAUGUCUGUUCCCAUCUACCCAGCACGGCAACAUACCCCACACUAUAUAUGUUCCUGGACCAACUCUCAGGGAAGAACUACUCUAUGAUAUUAGCAGAGAAAGGGGACUUUGUGUCCUCUUCAACAACACAUGCUGCAUUUACAUAAAGAAGACGCACAUUCAUCAAACAUGACUGACUGAAUGUUUUGAGACAGAUCCAGCAGGCCCAAAAUCAGGACUAUCCAUGACGAAAAGGAGUGCCUGAGAGGAUCGUCCACAAGAUGGGAGCUGAGGCCAGGAGAGAGACUUCAGGAGGAUCAGAGAUCAUCUUCAGCACAGCAGACAUCACACAGAGAGCUGUGCUACUGAGCUUCCAGGAGAUCAAGAGGAGACUUCCCACAGCAAGAUUUUAAAUACAAUGAAAGAUUCAAUGUUGACGCUGAGGAAGACAACUAAGGUGUACGACGUGCUCUGCCUUAAACCUUCAGCAGCGUUGGAAGGAGUCUAAGGAUGACAUCAUGAUUCUG